Pelagomonas calceolata is the source of this 575-nucleotide messenger RNA. The record is from the annotation of a GenBank genome assembly. Lineage: Eukaryota; Pelagophyceae; Pelagomonadales; Pelagomonadaceae.
UGCUUGGAUACGUCUCAGUUGAACCUUGGGAUCCUACUAGACGUGUAUUUCCAUUGCAAUUAUGGCGAUCGCUGCGCGGCUGCCCCACGCGCAGAGAGUUCGCCCGAACUUAGCGGCCAAGGAGGCCUAGGGGGAACUAGUACAACUAAAGUAGGCCCGGCGUGGGCCACACGACAAAACAUCAUAUUCGUGGUGAGCAGAGUACUAGAGCUACACAGCCCGCAAAGCAUCGAUCCUGGGUCGUCACCCUCUGUUGUCCCUGGUAUUAUGCCGUGCUGGCGCUGUAGUGACGAGCUGGUGAAUGAUUCUCGUCAUAUCAAAUUUUUAUGGCCAAGAUGGGAGCUUUUCGCAGCCGACCGUCAAGGCGACGAAGCUUGCGCGAAUCCAAGGAGCGUUCCAUGGCUUCCAGGCCAAGUCUUGUGUGUCGGCCUAGCUUAAGCUGUCGUCUGAUUUUUUGUAGAUGCAGAACUGAUUCUCGUAGUCUCAGUCGUCGCUUGGUCAUCAUAUAAGCAAGGACAAUGCAGAACGAUGUGUGAAUUCCAAGGUCACAGUGCACUAAUAAAGUCUCCUUGCGC